Molecule: messenger RNA, 273 nt
Organism: Enterobius vermicularis (human pinworm)
Lineage: Eukaryota; Metazoa; Nematoda; Chromadorea; Rhabditida; Oxyuridae
Source: the annotation of a GenBank genome assembly
AUGUGGAACAGAGCUGAAGGUCCGGUUCAGCUUCUUUAUAAGGCAGAAUUCUUGGUCCAAUCAUUAUGCAAGCAAGGAUUUGGGUGGGAUGAAGAGUUACCAGAGAAGAUCAAGAAAGAAUGGAGAGUAAUCCAAGAACCAUGGAAUAAAGGAGAAAAGUACUCCAUAUCUAGGAAAUUAGAUGUUUCUCUAGGAGAAGACGAUAUCGAGUUGCACGCAUUUGUCGACGUCUUGAAAGAGGCCUGUAUUUCACGGCUAAGUGACAAAUCUUAA